Messenger RNA from Lolium perenne, 1503 nucleotides. RefSeq lists its product as uncharacterized. NCBI's taxonomy places the organism in Eukaryota, Viridiplantae, Streptophyta, Magnoliopsida, Poales, Poaceae. Gene Ontology annotation, cellular component: membrane; clathrin vesicle coat. Gene Ontology annotation, biological process: endocytosis. The record is from RefSeq and is a predicted model, not a curated record.
GUGCAAAGUGUAAGUGUAACAUUCUGAUUUCUGGUGCUUCUCCUCCUCGCACAGUCGCACCUUCCUCCCUUCGAUCCCACGUCUUCUCCUUGUCCACCUUUCUUCACAUCAAGAACCCCAAUCCAAACCUCGAGCUGCAGAAAUCCUAAGAAAUUCCACGAACUUUCUCAUUCUGGGCCAGAUCGAGCCAGGAAUCCGGCACUCUCUGCCGAGCAGCCGAGCACUGGAAUAGAGCGGCGAAGGGGAGGAGCGAUCAUGUCGUCGUUGCCCGAGGAGGAGGAGGCCUUCGAGCACACGCUGCUGGUGGUGCGGGAGGUGUCGGUGUUCAAGAUCCCGCCGCGCACCACCAGCGGCGGCUACAAGUGCGGCGAGUGGCUGCAGACGGACAAGAUCUGGACGGGACGCCUCCGGGUGGUGUCGUGCGGCGACCGCUGUGAGAUCCGGCUAGAGGACCCGGGCUCCGGGGAUCUCUUCGCCGCCUGCUUCGUGCUGCCGGGCCAGAGGGAAAGCGCCGUCGAGACCGUGCUCGACUCCUCGCGUUACUUUGUUCUCCGCAUCGAGGACGGCAGGGGGAAGCACGCAUUCGUCGGCUUGGGAUUCGGCGAGCGCAAUGAGGCGUUCGACUUCAAUGUCGCACUGUCGGAUCACGAGAAGUAUGUCAAGAGGGAGCAAGAUAAGGAGACCGGUGGCGAGGAGGCAGACGAUGGCCAGAUUGAUAUCCAUCCAGCGGUCAAUCGCCGGCUCAAGGAAGGUGAAACCAUUAGGAUAAACGUAAAGAACAAGCCAUCAACUGGAAGUGGCAUGCUUUCCUCUGCUGGUUUAUCUGGUGGAGUCACUGAAAAACCAAAGGCAAGCAUGCUCCUUGCACCACCACCGGGUGCAACUGGGAAGCUUCGAUCUCCACUUCCACCUCCACCUAAUGACUCUGCAUCUGCAAGAUUGAGUUCUGGACAGAAUGCUGGGACCAGGGCCCCGAAAGAACCUAUCAAGAAAAACAAAGACCCAUUUUCAGAUAUUUCUGCUCUAGAGAGAAGCUUACCCUCAUCGACUGAAUUAGGACAAACAAAAAGCACAGGUGCUGGAUGGGCGGCAUUUUGACAAGGGAUUUGCUAUCUGCUGUUGAUAACCUUUGCUCUGCAAAAAGGAUGAACAUUGUGUGACUCAAAAAGUACACACACGUCUACUUACUGGAAGACUCUAUCCUUCGAAUUCACAUGGCGAAAAUGAUGAUCUGCAUCCACUUGGUACUCGAAAAAUAAACAUUUAGGAAGGUGCUGUUAUCCAUCAGGGCAUCGAACCACAUGGAUUCAGGGAGCUCAAAAAGUCUGAAUAUAAGUGUGGCUUUCCUUGUUUAUCGUAUUUGUGUUGUCAGAUCUGAUAUACUGAAACCAGAAUCAUACUGACAUCCACUUGUAUUUGUGCCCUGAAAGAUUGCAGAGUACUGUUUAUGCAAAAAAAAAAACUUGUUUUAUUGGAUCAUUUGAUAAGAUUCAUUUGAAACCA